Plenodomus lingam JN3 is the source of this 657-nucleotide messenger RNA. RefSeq names its product GTP-binding nuclear protein gsp1/Ran (gene GSP1). Gene Ontology annotation, biological process: ribosomal subunit export from nucleus; protein import into nucleus. The record is from RefSeq and is a predicted model, not a curated record. Lineage: Eukaryota; Fungi; Ascomycota; Dothideomycetes; Pleosporales; Leptosphaeriaceae. Gene Ontology annotation, molecular function: GTPase activity; GTP binding. Gene Ontology annotation, cellular component: nucleus; cytoplasm.
AUGGCUGAAGCCGCACAAGGCAACGUCCCCACCUUCAAGCUUGUGCUUGUCGGUGACGGUGGUACGGGAAAGACCACCUUCGUCAAGCGCCAUUUGACCGGAGAGUUCGAGAAGAAGUACAUUGCGACGCUCGGAGUCGAAGUUCACCCUCUUGGCUUCACCACAAACCUCGGCCCCAUCCAGUUCGACGUCUGGGACACCGCUGGUCAGGAGAAGUUUGGUGGUCUUCGUGAUGGAUACUACAUCAACGGCCAGUGCGGCAUCAUCAUGUUCGACGUCACCUCGCGUAUCACAUACAAGAACGUCCCCAACUGGCACCGUGACUUGGUCCGUGUCUGCGAGAACAUCCCCAUUGUCCUUACCGGCAACAAGGUCGAUGUCAAGGAGCGCAAAGUCAAGGCCAAGUCCAUCACCUUCCACCGAAAGAAGAACCUCCAGUACUACGACAUCUCCGCCAAGUCCAACUACAACUUUGAGAAGCCUUUCCUCUGGCUUGCCCGAAAACUCGUCGGCAACCAGACUCUGGAAUUCGUCGCUGCCCCCGCCCUUGCACCCCCAGAGGUCCAGGUCGACCAGGCCGUGCUUGCCCAGUACGCAAAGGAGAUGCAGGACGCCGCCGAGAUGCCCCUGCCCGACGAGGACGACGGUGACUUGUAG